AUGAGUAAUAUUUAUAUGCAAAAGCCUGCCACUAAAGGUAAAGUUGUAAUGAAAACAACUGUUGGUGAUGUUGAGUUAGAACUAUGGGCAAAAGAAACUCCAAAGGCAUGUAGAAAUUUCAUACAAUUAUGCAUGGAAGGUUAUUUGAAUGACACUACAUUUCAUGGAAUUAUCAAAGGAUUCAUAACACAAGGUGGUAAUCUCACAGGUACAGGAGAAGGUGGUAAAAUAUAUGGACAACCAUUUAAAAACUUAUUUCAUGCAAGAUUACGUUUUUGUCGACGAGAUUUAAUUGCUAUGGCUAAUGCUGGAGAAGAUGACAAUGGUUUCCAAUUUUUCUUUACUCUUAUUUCUACACCAGAUUUGCAGCAUAAACAUACUAUCUUUGGUAAAGUUAAAGAAUAUACCAUAUAUAACAUGCUCAAACAUGAAGAAGCACUUGUAGAUGAGGAUGAUAAAUCACUUUAUCCUCCAAGAUUGGUAAAAACUAUGAUAUUGAACAAUCCAUUUUCUGAUAUUAUGCGAAGAAUAAUUGUACAGGAAAGUGAAGAAGUAAAGGACAGUUUACAAACUAAAACAGCAACAGUAAAAGAUUUCAAUAUUUUAUCAUUUGGUGAAGAAGCAGAGGAAGCUAAAGAAGAAUUUGUGAUAUUAUAUAAAAAGUUUAGAGCUACGGACAAAUCAGCUCAUAGUCAUUUAAUGGAUCCAAAAUUAAGUUCACAACCAGCUGUUGAACCACAUGGACUUGCAAAUAAGAAAAGGGAAGAAGACCGUAGUAGCAAUUGGGAAAGUGACGAUGAAGUAAAAACUCAAGAAGAAUUAGAAAUUAUAAAGAGAGAGAAAAAAGCAGUGGAGGAAAGGAUAAGAAAUAAAUUGAGAGAUGCAGAAAAGGAACCUAAGAAAAUAAAAAAUUAUAAAGAUGAUGCUGAAGAUGAUAAAGAUAAAAAAGAAAAUAAAUAG
Eufriesea mexicana is the source of this 960-nucleotide messenger RNA. Its product is annotated as peptidyl-prolyl cis-trans isomerase CWC27 homolog. The record is from RefSeq and is a predicted model, not a curated record. Gene Ontology annotation, biological process: protein peptidyl-prolyl isomerization. Lineage: Eukaryota; Metazoa; Arthropoda; Insecta; Hymenoptera; Apidae. Gene Ontology annotation, cellular component: catalytic step 2 spliceosome. Gene Ontology annotation, molecular function: peptidyl-prolyl cis-trans isomerase activity.